Messenger RNA from Chrysemys picta bellii (western painted turtle), 3395 nucleotides. It is a transcript of the gene EZR, whose product is annotated as ezrin. The record is from RefSeq and is a predicted model, not a curated record. Lineage: Eukaryota; Metazoa; Chordata; Testudines; Emydidae. Gene Ontology annotation, cellular component: cytoskeleton; plasma membrane; apical part of cell. Gene Ontology annotation, molecular function: cell adhesion molecule binding; actin binding. Gene Ontology annotation, biological process: positive regulation of protein localization to early endosome; regulation of organelle assembly; regulation of cell shape.
AGCCCCGCAUUAAGCCCGCUCGGGGACGCUCUGAGCCGGACUCAAGCUGUCCACACGGGAGAGGACUCUGCGCGCGCCGCUCUCAGCCCCUAUUGAGGUCCCGCAGAGGCAGGUGGCGAGAGGGAGGCUGGGGCGCAGCCCCGGCGAGGAGGCGGGCCCCCGCUCGGCCAUAUUGCAGUGGGAGCGGCGGGGCGGGGCCAGAGGCGCGCACAGGGACCCGAGCGCACCCCACGGCCGCCUGCUAGUGUGCCCAGUCGCCGCAGAGGACAGCCGGAUCUCUUGGAAAAAGAACAAACACCUUCAAGUCUCUGCAUGAGCAUUUGUUUUUGGAACAACAGAACCACCACAAGAGCUGAAAAUGCCCAAACCACUCAAUGUUCGAGUUACCACUAUGGAUGCGGAGCUGGAGUUUGCCAUCCAGCCCAACACUACAGGCAAACAGCUAUUUGACCAGGUGGUUAAGACAAUAGGCUUGCGUGAAGUAUGGUACUUUGGUCUUCAGUAUAUGGACAACAAAGGAUUUCCGACUUGGCUGAAACUUGAUAAAAAGGUCUCUGCUCAGGAAGUCAAAAAGGAAAAUCCCCUCCAGUUCAAAUUCCGUGCCAAGUUCUUCCCUGAAGAUGUGUCUGAGGAGCUGAUCCAGGACAUCACCCAGAAGCUGUUCUUCCUGCAAGUGAAGGAAGGGAUCCUCAGCGAUGAGAUCUACUGCCCACCUGAAACAGCAGUUCUUCUUGGCUCCUAUGCUGUGCAAGCCAAAUUUGGAGACUACAAUAAAGAAUUACACAAGUCUGGGUACCUCAAUUCAGAACGCCUGAUCCCUCAACGAGUAAUGGACCAGCACAAACUUUCCAGAGAGCAGUGGGAAGAACGGAUUCAGGUCUGGCAUGCUGAACAUGGUGGAAUGCUCAAAGAGAAUGCAAUGCUGGAAUAUCUAAAGAUUGCCCAAGACUUGGAGAUGUAUGGAAUCAACUACUUUGAAAUCAAGAAUAAGAAAGGAACAGACUUGUGGCUGGGAGUAGAUGCACUGGGCCUGAAUAUUUAUGAGAAGGAUGAUAAAUUGACCCCAAAGAUUGGCUUCCCCUGGAGUGAAAUCCGAAACAUCUCUUUCAAUGACAAAAAGUUUGUUAUAAAACCUAUUGACAAGAAAGCACCUGACUUUGUGUUUUAUGCACCUCGUCUAAGAAUUAACAAGAGGAUCCUGCAGCUGUGCAUGGGUAACCAUGAGCUGUACAUGCGCCGCAGGAAGCCUGACACCAUUGAGGUCCAACAGAUGAAAGCCCAGGCCCGUGAGGAGAAACACCAGAAACAGUUGGAAAGGCAACAGUUAGAAAGUGAAAAGAAGAAGAGAGAGACCAUUGAAAAAGAGAAGGAGCAGAUGUUGAGGGAGAAAGAGGAGCUGAUGUUGAGACUGCAAGAGUACGAAAUAAAGACCAAGAAGGCUGAGAAAGAGCUCUCAGAUCAGAUCCAAAAAGCCAUGCAGCUUGAGGAGGAGAGGAGGCGAGCAGAGAAGGAAGCUGAACGUCUGGAGGCCGAGCGCUUGGCUGCUCUCCAAGCCAAGGAAGAGCUGGAGAAGCAAACUGUUGACCAGAUGAAGAGCCAGGAACAGCUGGCUACAGAACUUGCAGAAUAUACAGCCAAGAUUGCUCUUCUGGAAGAGGCAAGGAAGCGUAAAGAGAAUGAGGUUGAAGAAUGGCAACACAGGGCCAAGGAAGCCCAAGAUGACCUAGUGAAGACAAAAGAAGAGCUACAUUUGGUAAUGACUGCCCCACCUCCACCGCCAGCCCCUGUCUAUGAGCCAGUGAAUUACCAUGUCCACGAUAACUUGCAUGAUGAAGGAACAGAAUAUUCAGGCUACAGUGCAGAGUUCUCAAGUGAAGGCAUCUUGGAUGAUCGCAAUGAAGAGGAACGCACUACUGAAGCAGAGAAGAAUCAGCGUGUUCAGAGGCAGUUGAUGACCCUGACAGAUGAGCUUGCCCAGGCCAGAGAUGAAAACAAGAGAACCCACAACGACAUGAUCCACACAGAGAACAUGCGACAGGGACGUGACAAGUACAAGACGCUGAGGCAGAUCCGACAGGGCAACACCAAGCAGAGAAUCGAUGAGUUUGAGGCCAUGUAAGCGCACUUUACAGCCAAGAAGGCAAGACUAUGAGACAGGCCGAUCUUCACAUACGAUCUGCCUUUUCUGAGGGGUCACUGUAUAACAUCUAAAUAUAUAUAUAGAUAUCAAAUGCUCUAAACCUAGCUUAUCCUCCAGUUUUUACUAUUAAAAUGUGGUGACUGCCCAUUAAGUCCGUCAGCCAAGCAAUUCUGAUAACUUUUUGCUCAUUCAUAUCCUAGUGCCAAAAGGCCUAUAAGUCACGUCCAUUUUUUUCAAGCAGGGUUUAUUUUAAUACUACGUCUUUCUAUCCAUAAAGAUAUUAUGCUGUGAUAGGUGGUACAUCUGGAUUCAGCUUUUUAAAUAAAAACACAAUGCUGUGGGUGAAUUUUGUGCCAUAUAUCUUUACAUUCUUUACAUACAGCAUAUAACUCGACUAAUUCUACAUUAUGCUUUGUCAGCAAGGACUUGCAGGCCCUUGUUUAUAAUUUUACAAAAUGGUACCAGCAACCAUCUGGAAAUCUGUUAUUUCUACGUACGAUAAGUAUGAGGGGUCUUUUUUGUUGCUCUGUUCAACUGGAGAAAUUCCUGCAGUGAUCACUCAGACGAAAUGCAGUAUAGGAACACUCUUUGACGCCCUCCUUGCAUAGGUAGGCAAAUAUUCUGUUGGACUCAUACACUUGUUGAUGUUAUAUACUCCAUCUUAAUUAAUGAUCAACUGUAGUGUAGUAUUUAUAUAUAAAUAAAGUGAUAAAUAUGGAUUGUAACACUAGUUUAAAAAGGGGGAAAGUUUUUGCUCUGUAUAUUUUGUUACCUUUUUCAGAUUUAGUAUUAAAAUAAAUUGCAUAUGUAAAAAAUUUUGCCUAAACAAUAUACUGUCUGUGCUACAGAAGCAGUGUAAAACUGAUUACUUGCUAUAAAACAUUAUUUGUAAAAUGAUUUUUUUACUUCAAAUAAAAUUGAUAUGCACAAUUCAGUAUAUACAAUCUUACUGCACCUAUUUUUUCUAACAAAUUUUCUAAUUUUUUUAAAUAUUUGAUUUAAUAUUUCAGACUCCAACUAUGAAGGGAUUGUUUGUUUAUAUCCCCCUCUUAUUCUGUCCAUGAAAAGAGCAUUUGUAGACUUCCUGUUACCUCCACCCCCAUCUUUGAAAAUUUGUUAGAAUGUCAGUAUGUUGGUUCUGCUCCUCAAUUUACAACUCCAAUGCUGCUUUAUACUGUUAACGUUAAACCUUUAUAUCAAGGUGUUGUGGGUUUUUCACAACACAUGAAUAUGAAUAAAAGAUCUGCAAGAUAAA